AGCCGGCGCGCGCGCCUAGCUGGCGGGACCGUUAGCUCGAAGCGGACACGGCCCGGGGCCCGCGGGGAUGGAGCAGUUGCCGCCGCCGGCGCUCGAGCCAACCCCGGGGCCGACCCCGGCACGGAGUCGUAGGCGGCGGGAGCCCGAGUCGCCGCCUGCGCCGAUUCCUCUAUUUGGUGCUAAGACUAUUGGCCAGAGAAGUCCUGAUGGUCCUGUGCUGAGCAAAGCUGAAUUUGUUGAGAAAGUUCGUCAGAGUAACCAGGCCUGUCAUGAUGGAGAUUUCCACACAGCUAUUGUUCUGUACAAUGAAGCUCUGGCUGUUGACCCUCAGAACUGCAUCUUAUACAGCAAUAGAUCUGCAGCAUAUAUGAAAAUCCAGCAGUAUGACAAGGCCCUGGACGAUGCAAUCAAAGCUCGACUUCUCAAUCCCAAAUGGCCUAAGGCAUACUUCCGACAGGGUGUUGCCCUCCAGUAUCUCGGACGUCAUGCCGAUGCCCUGGCAGCCUUUGCAUCUGGACUGGCUCAGGACCCCAAGAGCCUCCAGCUUCUGGUGGGGAUGGUGGAAGCUGCCAUGAAGUCUCCCAUGAGAGACUCCCUCGAGCCCACUUAUCAGCAGCUCCAGAAAAUGAAACUGGACAAGAGUCCCUUUGUGGUCGUGUCUGUGGUUGGGCAGGAGCUCCUGACAGCUGGCCAUCACGGGGCCUCUGUGGUUGUCUUAGAAGCUGCUCUGAAGAUUGGCACCUGCAGCCUCAAGCUGAGAGGUUCUGUUUUUUCUGCCCUGAGCAGUGCCUACUGGUCUCUUGGAAACACAGAGAAGAGCACUGGAUACAUGCAGCAGGACUUGGAUGUAGCCAAGACCUUAGGUGACCAGACAGGAGAAUGCCGAGCUCAUGGGAAUCUAGGCUCUGCAUUCUUCUCCAAAGGAAAUUAUCGGGAGGCUCUCACUAACCACAGGCAUCAGUUGGUGCUCGCCAUGAAACUCAAGGAUCGAGAGGCAGCUUCUUCAGCCCUGAGCAGCCUGGGCCACGUGUACACGGCCAUCGGAGACUACCCCAAUGCCCUGGCCAGUCACAAACAGUGUGUUCUUCUCGCCAAGCAGUCCAAAGAUGAGCUUUCUGAAGCCCGAGAACUUGGCAACAUGGGAGCUGUGUAUAUUGCUAUGGGCGACUUUGAGAAUGCUGUGCAGUGUCACGAGCAGCAUCUGAAGAUAGCCAAGGAUCUGGGCAACAAGCGAGAAGAGGCCCGGGCCUACAGCAACCUGGGGAGUGCCUAUCACUACAGGAGGAACUUCGACAAGGCCAUGUCCUACCACAACUACGUGCUGGAGCUGGCACAGGAGCUGAUGGAGAAGGCCAUUGAGAUGCGGGCCUACGCUGGCCUGGGCCAUGCUGCCAGGUGCAUGCAGGAUUUGGAGAGGGCUAAGCAGUACCACGAGCAGCAGCUGGGCAUUGCCGAGGACCUCAAGGACCGGGCUGCAGAAGGACGAGCGUCUUCCAACCUGGGAAUUAUACACCAGAUGAAAGGUGAUUAUGACACUGCACUGAAACUCCACAAGACCCACCUGUGCAUCGCCCAGGAGCUGAGUGACUACGCUGCCCAGGGCCGCGCCUACGGGAACAUGGGCAAUGCCUAUAAUGCUCUGGGCAUGUACGACCAGGCGGUCAAGUACCACCGGCAAGAGCUGCAGAUCUCCAUGGAGGUAAACGACCGCGCCUCCCAGGCAUCCACGCACGGGAACCUUGCUGUGGCCUACCAAGCCCUGGGUGCCCACGACCGGGCCCUGCAGCACUACCAGAACCACCUGAACAUUGCCCGGGAGCUGCGAGACAUCCAGAGUGAGGCCCGGGCCCUCAGCAACCUGGGCAACUUCCACUGCUCUCGGGGGGAGUAUGUCCAAGCUGCCCCCUAUUAUGAACAGUACCUCCGGCUUUCUCCAGACUUGCAAGACAUGGAAGGAGAAGGGAAGGUCUGCCACAACCUCGGCUACGCCCAUUACUGCCUUGGAAAUUACCAGGAGGCGGUGAAGUACUACGAGCAGGAUCUAGCACUGGCCAAAGACCUUCACGACAAAUUGAGCCAAGCGAAAGCUUACUGCAACUUGGGCCUAGCAUUCAAGGCUCUGCUGAACUUCAGCAAAGCUGAAGAGUGUCAAAAAUACCUGCUGUCCCUAGCUCAGUCCCUGAAUAAUUCCCAGGCUAAAUUUCGAGCCCUAGGGAACCUGGGCGAUAUAUUCAUCUGUAAAAAAGAUAUAAAUGGUGCAAUAAAAUUCUACGAGCAGCAGCUGGGCUUAGCUCACCACGUAAAGGACAGAAGACUGGAGGCCAGUGCGUAUGCAGCGCUAGGCACUGCCUACCGAAUGGUCCAGAAGUACGACAAGGCCUUGGGUUAUCACACGCAGGAACUGGAGGUGUAUCAAGAGCUGAGCGACUUGCCGGGAGAGUGCAGAGCUCAUGGGCACCUGGCUGCUGUCUACAUGGCCCUUGGGAAGUACACGAUGGCAUUCAAAUGUUAUGAAGAGCAGUUGGAGCUAGGGCAGAAGCUGAAGGAUCCAAGCCUCGAAGCCCAGGUCUAUGGCAACAUGGGCAUCACGAAGAUGAACAUGAAUGUGAUGGAAGAAGCCAUCGGCUACUUUGAGCAGCAGCUGGCCAUGCUGCAGCAGCUGAGCGGAAACGAGUCUGUGCUCGACAGGGGCCGGGCCUACGGCAACUUGGGGGAUUGCUACGAGGCCCUGGGUGACUAUGAGGAAGCUAUCAAGUACUAUGAACAAUAUUUAUCUGUGGCUCAGAGUCUGAAUCGCAUGCAAGACCAAGCCAAGGCUUACCGGGGCCUAGGAAACGGACACAGGGCGAUGGGGAGCUUGCAGCAAGCCCUGGUGUGCUUUGAAAAGAGGCUCGUGGUCGCCCAUGAGCUUGGGGAGGCCUUUAAUAAAGCCCAGGCCUAUGGAGAACUGGGAAGUCUGCACAGCCAAUUAGGGAAUUGCGAACAAGCCAUCUCCUGCCUUGAACGUCAGCUGAACAUUGCCAGGGAGAUGAAAGACCGAGCCCUGGAGAGUGACGCGGCCUGUGGCCUGGGGGGCGUUUACCAGCAGAUGGGGGAGUAUGACACAGCCCUGCAGUACCACCAGCUGGACCUGCAGAUUGCGGAGGAAACCAACAACCCCACGUGCCAGGGCCGCGCCUACGGGAACCUGGGCCUGACCUACGAAUCUCUGGGCACCUUCGAGAGGGCGGUGGUCUACCAAGAGCAGCACUUGAGCAUCGCUGCCCAGAUGAACGACUUGGUGGCCAAGACGGUGUCGUACAGUAGCCUCGGAAGGACCCAUCAUGCUCUGCAGAACUAUUCCCAGGCGGUCAUGUACUUACAGGAAGGUUUGAGGUUAGCUGAGCAACUGGGACGAAGAGAGGAUGAAGCCAAAAUUCGCCACGGUCUCGGCCUCUCCCUUUGGGCUAGUGGGAACCUGGAGGAGGCUCAGCACCAGCUCUACAGGGCGUCAGCCUUGUUCGAGACCAUUCGACACGAGGCACAGCUGAGCACGGACUACAAGCUCUCGCUCUUCGACCUGCAGACGUCGUCCUACCAGGCCCUGCAGCGGGUGCUCGUCAGUCUGGGUCAUCAUGAUGAAGCCCUGGCGGUAGCAGAAAGAGGACGUACCAGGGCAUUUGCAGAUCUUCUGGUAGAACGACAAACAGGACAACAGGACUCUGACCCCUACUCUCCAGUCACCAUUGACCAGAUCUUAGAGAUGGUGAAUGGCCAGAGAGGAUUAGUGCUUUACUACUCCCUGGCCGCAGGCUACCUGUAUAGCUGGCUGCUUGCUCCUGGGGCAGGAAUUCUGAAGUUUCACGAACACUACCUGGGUGACAGCACGAUGGAAAGUGCCGGGGACUUCCAGGCCGGUGGCAGUGCAGCUCUCCCAGCAGCCACCAGCUCGGCCCUGGAGCAGCACAUCGCCAGCGUGCGGGAAGCGCUGGGGGUGGAGUCCUACUACUCCAGGGCCUGUGCCAGCAGCGAGACAGAGAGCGAAGCCGGAGACAUCAUGGACCAGCAGUGCGAAGAGAUGAACAACAAGCUCAACUCAGUGACCGACCCCACGGGCUUCCUUCGGAUGGUGCGCCGCAACAACCUCUUCAACAGGAGCUGCCAGAGCAUGACGAGCUUGGUGAGCAGCACCACGUCGCCUACCAAGGACGGGACCUCCUCUCUCCCCCGGAGGCCGAGCUCCUUCGCACGGCCCCCGCUCCGCGCCCUGUACGACCUGCUCAUCGCGCCCAUGGAAGGGGGCCUGAUGCACUCCAGCGGCCCCGUGGGCCGGCACCGGCAGCUGGUCCUGGUUCUGGAGGGGGAGCUCUACCUCAUCCCUUUCGCCCUCCUGAAAGGAAGCUCCUCCAACGAGUACCUGUACGAGCGCUUCGCCCUCAUCGCCGUCCCUUCCAUCCGCGCCCUCGGCCCGCAGUCCAAGUGUCACCUGAGGAAGACCCCGCCCACCUACUCCAGUUCCACAUCCAUGGCGGCUGUCAUCGGCAACCCGAAACUCCCGUCAGCAGUGAUGGACAGGUGGCUGUGGGGGCCAAUGCCGUCAGCCGAGGAGGAAGCCUACAUGGUGUCGGAACUGCUGGGCUGCCAGCCACUGGUGGGCAGUGUAGCCACCAAAGAGCGGGUCAUGAGUGCCCUGACCCAGGCUGAGUGUGUCCACUUCGCCACCCACAUCUCUUGGAAACUGUCGGCCUUGGUCCUCACGCCCAGCAUGGACGGCAACCCCGCCAGCAGCAAGAGCUCCUUCGGCCACCCCUACACGAUCCCCGAGUCCCUGCGGGUGCAGGAUGAUGCCAGUGACGGGGAGAGCAUUUCGGACUGCCCGCCCCUGCAGGAGCUGCUGCUCACGGCCGCCGACGUCCUGGACCUGCGGCUCCCCGUGAAGCUGGUGGUCCUCGGCUCCUCUCAGGAGUCCAACAGCAAAGUCACGGCUGACGGGGUCAUCGCGCUGACUCGUGCCUUCCUGGCUGCCGGUGCACAGUGUGUCCUGGUGUCUCUGUGGCCUGUGCCUGUGGCUGCUUCCAAAAUGUUUCUUCACGCCUUCUACUCGUCCCUGCUAAACAGCCUGAAAGCCAGCGCUGCCCUGGCGGAGGCCAUGAAGGUGGUGCAGAGCAGCAAGGCCUUCGCACACCCCUCCAACUGGGCAGGGUUCAUGCUCAUUGGGAGUGACGUGAAGCUGAACAGCCCCUCCUCGCUCAUCGGCCAGGCCCUCACUGAGAUCCUGCAGCACCCGGAGCGUGCACGGGACGCCUUGCGAGUGCUGCUGCACCUGGUGGAGAAGUCCCUGCAGCGCAUUCAGAACGGGCAGCGCAAUGCCAUGUACACGUCCCAGCAGAGUGUGGAGAACAAAGUCGGCGGCAUCCCUGGCUGGCAGGCCCUCCUCACUGCCGUGGGCUUCCGGCUGGACCCCCCAGCCAGUGGCCUGCCGGCAGCAGUCUUCUUCCCAACUUCCGACCCUGGCGACCGGCUCCAGCAGUGCAGCAGCACCAUCCAGUCGCUGCUGGGUCUCCCCACCCCUGCCCUCCAAGCCCUCUGCAAGCUCAUCACUGCCUCGGAGACAGGCGAGCAGCUCAUCAGCCGGGCUGUUAAAAAUAUGGUUGGAAUGCUCCACCAGGUGCUGGUCCAGCUGCAGGCCUGCGAGAAGGAGCAGGACUUCGCCUCGGCUCCCAUCCAAGUCUCCAUCAGCGUCCAGCUGUGGCGGCUCCCAGGAUGUCACGAAUUCUUGGCGGCUCUAGGUUUUGAUCUCUGUGAAGUUGGUCAGGAGGAGGUAAUCCUGAAAACCGGGAAACAAGCCAAUCGAAGAACCAUGCACUUUGCACUCCAGUCCCUGCUUGCCCUUUUUGAUUCUACUGAACUGCCCAAGCGCCUCAGCCUUGACAGCUCGUCUUCCCUGGAGUCCCUGGCCUCGGCCCAGUCUGUCUCCAACGCCUUGCCCUUGGGCUACCAGCACCCCCCCUUCUCUCCCACUGGUGCAGACAGUAUCGCCUCGGACGCCAUCUCUGUGUACAGUCUGAGCUCCAUCGCCUCCUCAAUGAGCUUUGUCUCGAAGCCCGAGGGUGGGUCAGAAGGUGGGGGCCCCCGAGGACGGCAGGACUAUGACAGGUCCAAGAAUGCUUACCCACAGCGGUCCACCCUGCCUCGGAGCCAGCUGUCCCCCCAGACUCGCCCCGCAGGCAGCAAAGAUGAAGAAGAAUAUGAAGGGUUUUCCAUCAUCAGCACUGAGCCUUUGGCAACCUACCAAGAAAACAGAAAGACACACUUCUCCCCAGAUCACAAACAGCCCCGAGGAGGGACAGCUGGAGGUGUGAAAGUUUCAAUGAGCUCCAAGGGGAGCAUAAGCACUCCAAAUUCUCCAGUUAAAAUGACUCUGAUUCCCAGCCCAAACUCACCCUUCCAGAAGGUUGGAAAACUAGCAAGUUCAGAUACGGGAGAAUCAGACCAGUCUAGCACAGAAACAGACAGUACCGUGAAAUCCCAAGAAGAAAGCAACCCAAAGCUUGAUCCACAAGAGUUGGCCCAGAAGAUCCUAGAAGAGACACAAAGUCAUCUGAUUGCAGUGGAGCGUCUUCAGAGGGGUGGCGGUCAGACCAGCAAGAGUAAUAACCCGGAAGAUGGCAUUUCCAUGCCAAAUAACGCUUCCGUCUUCAGAGCGUCAGAAACCAGUGCGUUUAGCAGGCCUAGCCUCUCGCAUCAGAAGAGCCAGCCAUCACCAAUUACUGUUAAACCAAAGCCCCCAGCCAGAAGCUCAUCCCUGCCCAAGGUGAGUUCAGGAUACAGCAGCCCCGCCCCCUCAGAGGCGUCCAUCAAAGACAGCCCGAGCCAGCACAGUGGCCGGCCAUCACCUGGCUCUGACUCCCAGACUUCCCUGACCGACCAACCUCUCUUUAAACUGAAGUAUCCCAGCUCUCCUUACAGUGCCCACAUCUCCAAAUCACCAAGGAACAUGUCCCCAAGCUCAGGCCAUCAAUCUCCUGCUGGUAGUGCACCAUCCCCAGCUCUUUCCUAUUCCUCAGCUGGUUCCGCUCGCUCCAGUCCAGCUGAUGCUCCCGACAUAGACAAACUGAAAAUGGCAGCCAUCGAUGAAAAGGUGCAGGCCGUCCACAACCUGAAGAUGUUCUGGCAGAGUGCGCCCCAACACUCCACAGGGCCGAUGAGAAUAUUCCGGGGGAGCCCUGGAACGAUGGCUUCCAGAAGAGAUGUCCUCAGUCUAUUAAACCUGUCACCUCGGCACAACAAGAAGGAGGAAGGAGUAGACAAGCUUGAACUGAAGGAACUGUCUCUGCAACAACGCGGAGAAACACCACAAAAAGGCCCUCCCAACGGGCACUGGCGCAGCGAGACCACCACGCUGAGCAUGCUGCCGACGCCCACCGGUCCCCCUGCUGCAGCUCCCACUCGCCCUCUGAGACUUCCUUCUGGAAAUGGCUACAAGUUUCUGUCCCCAGGAAGAUUUUUUCCUUCCUCCAAAUGUUAAAGCAUCUUUUGUGCCCAGUGACACAGAGUGCAGCAGCCUGCAGAGAGGAUCUCAUCAUUCACUUGGCCUGCUCCCCUGUCUGAGUGCAGUGCCCCCGUGAAGCCACCAGCCACCUGACAGAGGCUGCGCUCUCCAGGUGAGAGGCACCACCACGCCUGCCUGGACGCUGCAGACACACACACACACACGCGCGCGCGCGCGCGCGCGUGCGCACGGCUGGUGGCUCCUCUGGGACUCCGGGUCAGAUUCACCGAAAGCCAGGACUGCUGUGGGGUUGGUACAGGAGGCUCGUGGAAUUUUCUACACACUUCACCAAAUGUUUACCUUUAAACUCUCUGCUUCUCAUCUUUGACAUGAUUAUUCAACAGGAUUUUUGUAUAAAAAUGGUCAUGGUUCAUUCCGGGUUGGGGAGAGGUGAGGGAGUGCAUAUUUUGCUAAGAGGUAUAUAUGCAGUACCUUUUAUACACAGAAAUGCAAAUAGAGCUUUUUCUAGGCUUUCAGGUGCUGAUUGGGGUGGGAUAUAUAAAAUAUCUCUAACUUGAAUUCUACAUGAAAACAUUUUAUUAGCCAAAAACAGAAUAAUGGUUUUAAAAAAUGCCAAUGAUUUGUAAUUGUAGAAAUUUUGGUCUCAUGAUAUUGUAACAUCACAGUAACAAUGCAAUAAUUCACAUCAACACAGCACUUCCAUCCUGAACUCUGCUUCAUCAAGUCUACAAAUGUCCUUGGGGCCCACUGUCAACCAAACUUGAAUUUUCUUAAAACAUUUAUGUGACUCUUAUCCAGGCAUUUUAGAACUAUGCAAUUGUGAUUUAAAAUGCAACUUUGUGCUUUUAAAACAUUAAUGACCUUUUUUGUACACGGAUAAACAACUUGGUUUUAUUAUCAAUAGUACUUUGCAUUUAUAGCUAUUAUUUUUAAAAGCUCAAAAAGUUUUUUAAAAUGGCAAAUUUUGAAUAGGCAUCAGUAAGUAAUUAUCAAGCUUAAGGGUGGACAGACUGAAAUUAUUGUUUCCUUAUAAGCCAAAAAAAAAAAAAAUCCUCUGGCUACCUGGAUUUAACCAGAAUGUCGCCUUCCAGCUCCUAUUCACCUUAUUAGCUGCUCAGUUCUAUUCUCUUUUCCCAUCUCCAGGCCUUUAAAACCGCUUCUGUUUGAAAUCUGUUGCCAGGUUCCCACAACCCCCCAGCACCCCAUGUUUGUGAGCUGCACAGCGACCCUCAUCUUAGCUGUGACCAGGGUCCCUUGCUGCAGCGUCUGAAGGACAAGGCCCCCGCCCCCCCCACGGAAGGCUUUAACGUCCACAGCCUGCGAAGCGGGGCCUUUGUUGGGAUUCACAUCCAAAUGUCACUGAAAAGGGAAACAGACCCCUGAAAGUGCCAUCAGAACAAACCAAGGUGGGCUUCCUGACAGCUGUGGCAGUGCACUGGAGUGCUGAGCUGGGAGGAGACAGAAGAAUAGUCCAGGGAGGCGUAACCAUGAACAUACUCAAGUGAAAUGCUAAAAAUCACAUUAGUGCUAAGUUUAGUUAGAGAAUUGAGAAGCCUCUCUUAGGUAAUUCUAAAAUUAAAAGCCUACCAUCCUCACUGUGAGGGUAUGUGUGUAACACACACGGGUGGGCUUGGCCCAGGACACCUGCAGCCCACGGAGUGGACACGAGGGGCCUGGCAGGAAGGACACUAACAUCAAGGUCCCCAGGUCGGGUUUUUAACCUUGGGUAGGAUCUCACUUUAUAAACCGACCACAUGCCCCAUUCCUCAGUGUACUCUGAGUCUUUAUUCAACUGUUUCUCUUCUCUGCUCUGUCGUAGAGGUUUCUGCACUUAACCCAACAGCCAUGCUGACAAAAGCAAACUAGAAGGAUGUCCCAUUCUAACCCUGACCCGGCACUGGAAGAGAAAUACUUUAUAAAGAUGCAAGCAAUUAUAAGGUGGUCUUUAUGUUUGUUAGUAGGGAAAGAAUAAAUGGUAAUAAAAGUACUAGUGUAGUAAAUAAAAGCCAAGUUUAUAGCACUGUGCAUUAGAUAGCAAAAUCAGGUCCUCAAUAAGGAAACUAAACCUCAAAGUAAAUUUCUGAAUCCUUAUGCAGAUAGUUGGGCUGUUCCUUUCUCAGCAAAUCUCAGCCUCUUUCCCAAGUGCCAAGGAGCCCUGGAGGAAAGGCCCGGGAUCUGUGCUCCACCCAUAGGGGUGAGGGUGCUGCCCCGUUGGCCCACCUCUAGCACGCCCUCCACCCCCAGACCGCUUCCCAUGGUUAUGGAGCCAGCUAGGAGGACUCAUGGACCCUAACCUGGUUUUAGCCCUACGUACAUUGCUGUUCUACAUUUUCAUUGUUGAAAAGCCAAAUGGUAUGUGUUUUUCUUCCGUUGUUGUUCUAGCUGUAAGCUUCAAUGAAGGAAAGCUAAGAUGAUGAAAUAAUAGGACCAAACUAAAAAUCACUGUAGAGUCGUGGCUUCUCUAUGUUUACUGUCAGUCUUGGUGUUUUCUCUAUGAGUGAAAUGGAUGUGAAAUGAGAGUGAAUUUUUCAGGCUUCACUGAAAAAGUAUGCACUUAAAAAUUAUGUGAAAUUGUAUAAUUCACAGAUUUCUUUGUACAGAUCAGAAGUUAGCAAACUACAACCCACAGGCUAAAUCAGGUCAGAGGCCUGGAUUUUUACAGUCAUGAGUAGGAAUGGGUUUUACAUCUUUAAAUAGCUACCUAAUUACCUACCGAUAUCCUUGAUUUUGUCUCUUGGCCCACAAAGCCUAAAAUACCUAAAUACCUGGCCUUUUAAGAAAGUUUGCUAAUUCCUGGUAUAGGUAACAAAAAAUACAGUUAGAAUAGUGUGUUGUUUCUACAGUCUAGGGGAAGCGAGUGUCAGGUUGUGGACAAAACGGAUUGAGUGCAGGAGAACCCUAAGCCGCAUGGAUAGAAGCAAACGGCUCCGCAGUCACUGGCUCUCUGUUCCACUUUGGAAGGAGUCAAUGGAUGUGGGUAAACUUUACAAAAAUACUUUUUCUUCUCCAUAUGCAGAUACCUUUGGAUACAAUUUUCCACAGCUCAGAAAACUGAACACCCUGCCCCUAUUGUACUCCAUCACAUGUGAACACAUUAAACACAAGCAAUAAAAUCUCCCUUUCCCAGAAACCUUAGUAUGACCACAAAGCAAGGCAGUAGUAGACUCUGCCUUAAUUCUUAGCAGUGAAUGACUCAACUAUUUCGCCAAUUUUAACUAAGUCAAAAUACCAAGACACAAUUAGCUACUAAAAUUUACAUUAUGAUCCACAUUAGUGUGUGGUAAAAUGAAGAAGUUCUUACCUUCAUCCCCUUGGAAAAAAACCAUGGUUCACACUGACACUUGCUGGGGUCUCAGCAGGAGACCACGUGCUGUACACAUUGUCCCUACCCCGACCUUGUCUGUCCCAGUAACUCUCAGUAGGUGGUCACUGUAGCCAGUCUCCAGUAUGGUGCCUGCCUGUCCCACCACACCCUAACACAAGAACUGUCACUUUGUUAGCUUCAGUUCAGGUUGGAAAAAAUACCAUGCAAUAAUCUGGUUUGCUUUUCAUAAGUAGGCAGAAAGUGAAAAUUGUAUAAUAUUUGAUCACAUAUUUUGUUGUUUUAUCUAAAAUGAUUGUACAUGUGGUUUGUGAACUGGGCCUUGUUUGUGCCAGAUCCUUCAAAGAUGUUCCACGUAAGGACCAUCUGACAUGAGCGGUCACCUGUCCCUCAGACCCUUUCCCCACUUGGCACUCACACCCCUUAUAUGCAGUGUUAGCCAUCUUUGGCCUAUGUGGACAUUUUUGUAAAUUACAGUUUCCAGAUGGCAUUAAACUUUUUAUAUUAUGAAAUUUAUCAUGUAAAAAGAACUUCAUAUUUUUAUUGAGAUUGCUAAGGCACUUGGCCUUCCUUUGUGAUUUCAGUGUCUAUUAAAGCAUGAGUUCCCUCCGUUUUAA
Messenger RNA from Phyllostomus hastatus (greater spear-nosed bat), 11431 nucleotides. RefSeq names its product tetratricopeptide repeat domain 28 (gene TTC28). The record is from RefSeq and is a predicted model, not a curated record. The coding region runs from base 68 to 7507 and encodes 2479 amino acids. The transcript is spliced from 23 exons. Gene Ontology annotation, molecular function: protein binding. NCBI's taxonomy places the organism in Eukaryota, Metazoa, Chordata, Mammalia, Chiroptera, Phyllostomidae.